Molecule: messenger RNA, 1819 nt
Organism: Aspergillus pseudonomiae
Lineage: Eukaryota; Fungi; Ascomycota; Eurotiomycetes; Eurotiales; Aspergillaceae
Exons: 4
Coding region: 386-1732 (448 amino acids)
Cellular component (GO): extracellular region
Source: RefSeq, a predicted model, not a curated record
GUCCCGUCCAACCAACAGCCUCGGUUCAGUCGCAAGCCCGCUUUCCAUGUAACCUAAGAACCAUAUGAAAAUUAGCCUUCUACUCAAAGCAAAUCAGUCGCUUUCACCAAGGCUUUCGGCUUAUCUGUGCGUAAGUGAAGAAUGUUUAUUAAAGUUUGCCAUUCCACGAUCGCGCAAUGCCGACGAUGACGGUGUUCCCUAUCUACUGCGAUGAAUGGGAUGAAAUGAUAAACUUGGCAAAAGCGAGGAGUUUAGUGUCCUUGGCGGUGAUUUCAUAGCCCAAUACUGUGGCAUCUGGGAUAUAUAAGAGUGUGAGGAUGGAAAGAGCAGCAGCAAUCAGCAGACCAACAUUCCUCUCAUACCUUUCUCCUGAGUAACAGACAUCAUGAAACCAUCAAUAGUCUCCCUCCUGUCCCUGGCUUGCUUCGCGGCAGCUUCCCGCGAGGGCGCUCCAAUCAUGAGCCAUCUUAUGUCUCUCAAAACGGAGCAUCGCGAGCGAGCCCGGGCCCAGGGUCUAUUCAAACCAAAUAGCUAUAUUGACCUCGGGAAGACGCCCUGUGUGAGUGGCAAAGCAGGAGAAUAUUCCUGUGAGAACGUUGAUCUCCUUGGUUUCCUCAGCCACCAAGCCAUGGGCAGCACGACCCGGGAGGGAAAUGAUAUCUGGGGAUGGACAUCAGCCGAUGGUCGUGAAUUCGGUGUCGUUGGCCAAACGGACGGAACGGCGUUUGUAGAAGUUCUGGAGGAUGGCAGUGUGCAGUAUGUCGGCCGUCUACCGACGCAGACAACGGCCACUAUUUGGCGAGAUAUGAAGGUGAUUGGGGACCAUGCAUAUAUCGGGUCGGAGUCACCGGGCCAUGGACUUCAGAUCUUUGACUUGAAGAAGCUUCUCGACACAGACAGCAAUAACCCGACCAAUUUCUCGACAACAGAAGACCUAACGGCUUGGUAUAGCGGUUUUGGUAGCUCGCAUAAUAUCGUCGCGCAUGAGGAAACCAACAUGAUCUUCGCCGUCGGUACGGCUAGGAACCUAUCCUGCGCUGGCGGUCUGUGGAUGCUCGAUGUGUCUGAUCCUGCGAAACCGACGUCGCCUGGAUGUGUCAGCGAGGACGGUUAUGUGCACGAUGCACAAUGUGUGAUCUACACUGGCCCCGACAAGAAAUACACCAAUCGCGAGAUCUGCUUUAACUACAAUGAAGACACCCUCACCAUCGUCGACAUAACAGACAGAGCGUCCCCCAUCCAGAUCUCCAAAACCCCCUAUGUCGGAGCAAGCUACACGCACCAAGGCUGGAUCGCAGUCUCCGACAUGUCCUACCUCCUCCUGGACGACGAACUGGACGAACAAGAUGGGACAGGCGAAGCCGCUAACGGACACACAACGACCUACAUCUUCGACAUCAAGAAGCUGGCGAACCCGAAGCAUACGGGGACUUACCAGUCUCCCGUGCGGUCAAUCGACCAUAACCAGUAUGUCAUUGAUGGGCUGACGUACCAAGCUAAUUACGGGAGCGGAUUGCGCAUCGUCGAUGUUAGUUCUAUUAAGGACGAUCCGACGGGCAAGGGGUUCAAACAGGUUGGUUUCUUUGACUGCCAUCCUGAAGAUGAUGCCCAGGGUGGGGAGGUGGAAUUUGUGGGUGCCUGGAGUGUUUAUCCUUAUUUCCGGAGCGGACACAUUCUGUUGAAUAGUAUUGAGAGGGGCGUCUACUCGUUGAAGUACACUGGAAAGGCUUGAUCGCAUGUGGGUUCGUGUAUAUGAAACAGAAGAGAAAGGAAAUGAAAGCCUCUGACAUCAUCUCUCGGGAGGUUCUCAUCUUCUAGA